Messenger RNA from Labeo rohita (rohu), 1906 nucleotides. RefSeq names its product bone morphogenetic protein 7b (gene bmp7b). The transcript has 7 exons. Gene Ontology annotation, molecular function: growth factor activity; cytokine activity. The record is from RefSeq and is a predicted model, not a curated record. NCBI's taxonomy places the organism in Eukaryota, Metazoa, Chordata, Actinopteri, Cypriniformes, Cyprinidae. Gene Ontology annotation, biological process: SMAD protein signal transduction. Gene Ontology annotation, cellular component: extracellular region. Bases 260 to 1543 code for a protein of 427 amino acids.
CUCCUCCUCCUCCUCCAGUUGUAUUCGGAAUACGCAUCGCGCUCUGUGCGUCUACAGGUUGAGGAGCGCUCUAGAAACGCAAAGGAUUGGUUCCAAACAAACGCAACAGGUUAUAAGUGCGUUUAUGAAUCCGAGAGCGUUCUCGAGUGGGCGACAUGUGGGAACAAAAUAACUAGUUACACCGGCGAUAACGUUUCAGUCAUCACCUAUUUGGAUUGGCUCAUUUAUAUUGGUGUGAAACUCUGCGCGAAAGUUCAUCAUGGUUUCGUUGCUGGAUUUAAGCGCUCUUGUUCUGUUGCUCGUUUGGGGAUAUUGCGUCCUGGCAGACACGGUCUUCACAAACUUUACUCUGGACAACGAGGUCCACUCUAGCUUCAUCCACCGGCGCUUGAAGAGCCAGGAGCGCCGGGAGAUGCAGCGGGAGAUCCUGUCAAUCCUCGGGUUACCGCACCGGCCACGGCCGCACCUCCACGGCAAGCACAACGCCGCGCCGAUGUUCAUGCUGGAUCUGUACAAUGCCAUGUCCACUGAGGGAGACGAGGAGGGCUUCUCGUACCCGUACAAGCCCGUUUUCACCACUCAGGGACCGCCAAUAGCGACUCUUCAGGACAACAACUUUCUGAACGACGCGGACAUGGUCAUGAGUUUUGUUAAUCUAGUUGAACACGAUAAGGAGUUUUUGCCCGUGAGGCGCCAUCACAGAGAAUUCCGAUUUGACCUGUCUAAGAUUCCGGAGGGUGAAGCGGUGACUGCUGCAGAAUUCCGCAUCUACAAGGACUUCAUUCAAGAACGCUUUGACAAUGAAACCUUCCGCAUCAGCGUCUACCAGGUGCUGGAAGAACAUUCAGACAGGGAUUCAGAUUUGUUCCUGCUGGACUCGCGGGUGAUCUGGGCAGCAGAAGAGGGCUGGCUGGUGUUUGACAUCACAGCCACCAGUAACCACUGGGUGCUGAACCCGGGCAGGAAUCUGGGCCUGCAGCUGGCUUUGGAAAGUUUGGAUGGUCAGAGCGUGAACCCAUGGGUGGCGGGGCUGGUGGGCCGCAGCGGCCCCCAGAGCAAACAACCCUUCAUGGUGGCCUUCUUCAAAGCCACGGAGGUCCACAUCCGCAGCAUCCGCUCCGCACAGGGCGGCAACAAGCAGCGCAAUCCCAACCGCUCCAAAACCGCCAAGGGCCAGGAGGCGCUGCGUGUAGCCAAUAUCGCAGAGAACAGCAGUGCGGAUCAGAAGCAGGCCUGUAAGAAACACGAGUUGUACGUUAGUUUUCGAGACCUUGGAUGGCAGGAUUGGAUUAUAGCUCCUGAAGGAUACGCUGCAUAUUACUGUAUGGGAGAAUGCGCCUUUCCUCUCAAUUCCUACAUGAACGCCACAAACCAUGCCAUCGUACAGACUCUGGUUCACUUCAUCAACCCCGAAACGGUUCCAAAGCCAUGUUGCGCCCCUACACAACUCCACGCCAUCUCCGUCCUGUAUUUCGACGACAGCUCCAAUGUCAUUCUGAAGAAAUACCGCAACAUGGUGGUCAGAGCGUGUGGCUGCCACUAGAGUCCUAUCACACACACACACACACACACACAUAUAGACACACAACUGACUGCUCCUCAUGUGCUUACAAAAAAGAGCACCCAGAAGUUCUCAGCUAAACCGUAUGAAGAUCUCAGGCCAAUUACAGGAUUUUACCAUGGACAAUGCGCAAGAAGUACAAUUAAUGUUUUAAAUAUGGCAAAAAAAGUGAAAUUUCCACAAGUAACCUCUCUCUUACACAAACACCAACAUAUGUAUGCACACAUAUACAUGCUCACAUGUACACACUUCUAUAUGAUACUUGUGCUUUCUACUGUGUAAAUAGUUUUUCAAUGAAAGAAACAAAAGUGUAUUUAUUUUCCUGGUCGUCCAACAUGGAGUCUA